Styela clava is the source of this 3613-nucleotide messenger RNA. RefSeq lists its product as uncharacterized. Gene Ontology annotation, cellular component: plasma membrane. NCBI's taxonomy places the organism in Eukaryota, Metazoa, Chordata, Ascidiacea, Stolidobranchia, Styelidae. The record is from RefSeq and is a predicted model, not a curated record.
UUCCCACACGAGUAUGUUAGAAUAUUUUAGGAAUGAAUUAUUGGGAUCAACGUUGCUGGCAUCUUGUUGUAUAUCCGUGAUCAUUGCUUGUCUCUGCUCUACUGCCAUGUCGAAAGCAAUAUCUGGUCGUGAAUUGAAGUUCAGGUCGACACCACCAAGAAAUCUAUAUCCAGAUAAAUCUAUUCGAAAAAAAACAGCUACGAGGUAGCGAAUUCCACAUGAAUAAAUAUCUUUGCAGUCAACAGACUGUAAACCUUCGAAAGAGAGAUCAAUACCAACACCAAUUUUGGUAACGAUAAGUUACUAGAUUCGUUCCAGUCUUUUAAUGAUAUUUACGAUUUCGGAUUAAGGUGUUUGUUGUCGUUGUUCAAGAAAUAUUUUAUAGCUUAGUCACAACUUAACAAUUAACUUGAAGAAUGGAAUGGCCACGUCUUACCAGCGGUUGCCGACGUAUUACCGUGCAUUGAUGUUUGAAAGCUCUGUAGUAACUGUUUGAGAUAAGUUUUUGAAUAAAUUGAAUCUAUUUCUAGACCCAGAAAAAUUCUCGUUUGCUCGCUUUCCUACCUUUCACUCAGACGCCUUCGAAUUAAAGCAAUGUUCAUUUUUUGCCUCGAUGCCAAGGGGUGAAUGUUUAUCGCUAUGGACCAAGACGAAAAGUAUGGUGACGCACAGGCCGGACCAACUAACAACGUAUUUGUUUUUAACAAAUAAAGAGCUCAACGUUUGCCUAUAAUUUUCCGAGACAUCGUCCAUUCAGCGAGCCAUUGUUAAAUAAGAAAGACACAUCAAUAUUUCUGCGGCUUAGAAACUUUUCGAUGAAUAAAGAAUGGUCAAUGCUUUGUCAAAUAACGCUAACCACACCGUGAUUCAUAACUUUUUUGCAGUCCGUGACGAGCAUGAGUUAAGCCUUUUGUGGCUUGCGACAUUUUGGUAAUGUGAUAGGAUUUACAUAUUUAUCCCGGGGAAAGGAAAGUCGGCUGCUUAAUCAUAUGGCGAACCACGACCUCUCGUCCGGUUACUUGUCAAUAUCGCGGGAGAUUAGUUAGCCAGUUAUUUGUUUCGUAUGCACGGACUUGAGGAAGCCGUAACCGACCUGCGGUUACGUGUACCACCCUACGGCUGUGAGGAAUCCAACAAUCCUCUCGCACAUAGCUACCGUGUUUCCCCGAAAAUGAGACCUAGCCUGAAUUUUAAAAUAGAUUUCAAUAUAAGCCCUACCCUUAAAAUAUGACCUAGUCAAUAAUGCGAAAUCUCUCCUACACGUUUUAAAUGAUUGAUAAUAAAUGCUUUACAGUUACCGUAUUUUGAAUAAAAACGUGUUAUUUAUACGUGAAGGGAUAUCUGUAUUCAUAUUCUGUAUAUUUGAAAAUCUCGUAAUUCACUACUAGUCUUCUUUGUAAUUUUUUUUUGAUAAAUAAAAAUAUAAGACACCCCCCGAAAACAAGCCCUAGUGUUAUUUUUCGGAAGAAAACUGAAAUAAGACUCAGUCUUAUUUUCGGGGAAGUUCGGCACUCAGUGUCGAACUUCCAUAAUCAACCUUUCUUAUUUAAUGGAGGAAUUCGUGCCAUACCAAUUCACAUCCCAUUUUGCUCUUUCAAAUAUACCAACGCUGAUAUAUUUGUGUCAAUGCCUUUAUUAGGAUGCUUCGCAGCAUCGCGCUUAAUUUCACUGUUGCUGGAAACAAUAUGCCCAUUAUCAAAGAAAAAGUAUUUACGUUGCUUUACUCGGGAACGACAUCACAGUGGAAUAUGCCAAGUGACCUACAGCGUAUCGACUGCCAUUUUGUCGUCGUACUUGUAUUGUGACGUCAUAGUAUACAUUGCCGUUUUAAUGAAAAGCGUAAAAACAAAAAUUUCAGUAUUAUCGUAACCGGUAUCUUUCAAGGUUCCCGGUCAUAAUAUGGAUCAAUUGAUCAAUGUUACCUCAAAGCGAUUUAAAAUUGACAGAACAAGAUCGGAGAAGAUUUCUUUCUUCUUGUAUGCUACGAACCUGUUUGCCUGCAUUCUGUUUGGAUGCAUCUUACUGGUUUGGGUGAUUCUUGCUCAUCUCGCAGAGUCUGGCGUGUUUGAUCGCGGAGAAUUCUCCGGAAUAAUCAAGCGUGCGGAUAUCUUUGUGUAUCUGCCCAGCGCUGGUACAAGUUUCGGCGACGUUUCGUGGAUUUUCCUUGUCGUUUUCGCACUUAUCUUGGAAACACUUUUGGUCAUCGGACUGUAUGGGGCAAUUUGCGUUCAUCGUCGAAGAAGCAUCAUCGAUGAUUUUCCUGAUAAAGAGCCGAAAGCAUCAGUUUGCUUUAUCUAUAUUUUGAGAAUUUCCAUAGUAAUAUGCCUUGCUCUAGGCGGGAUGUCAUUCGUUGUAGAUUCACCAAUAAGAAGUCACAUGUCAUCUCUGAUGGAGUCCGCAAUAUCCGGAUACGGAAUUGUGGAAUCAACAAAUCAAAACAUCAUAGAUGUUUAUCAGAACACAUUUCAAUGCUGCGGCCGUGAGUCACGCAGGGAUUGGAUUCAGAUCGACGACGAUACGGGUAUCGUCCUGGAUUGGACACCACAAUCCUGUUGCAUCGAUAGAUCAGAUUGUUCUUUAUCUUCUGAGAACAUUUUUACUGACGUUUCAACAAUUGCUAUUUUCGGGACUACAACGAGUCCUGUCGCAGAUACUUCGGUCCCGUUUGUAGUAGAAAAUAGUGAAUUAUUCGAUUUCAAUGAAACUUUUGACAGAGGAUGCGAUGAGGCCAUCCAGUCAUGGCUAACUAUCCAUGGCUUAUUGCUAUUUACCAUUGCUUCCGUUCUAUUUCUGCUUCAUACAUCUUGGAUGAUUUGGCGUAGAAACACUCGACUGUCGUAUUUUUUUUGUGGAUGCUGUGGAGCAUCGAGAAGAAAUCGAGUAAAACCAAUUUGUCUCAAAGUAAACGAAAGUUCAACGGAUUCAAAUACGAGUUCAGUGUUUUUAGAAAAUGGAAUCAUGAACGCUAUAAGUAGCAAUUCGAGCAUAAAACUUAUCAACGCGCCCAGUUUGGAGAAUAAUCAUGUGAUUGUGAAAAUGCCGGAAUUGCCUUCAGUAUCACAAGUACAUCUCGUCAGUAGGAUAAUGACUCCAAUAGACGAUCCUCUUCCGCCGAUUUUCAGUACCAAAAAGGAAGAAACUAAAAGCAGGCCGAAAACUGCAAGAGGAAGACCAAAAGCAAAACUCAGUCGGUCCUCGGGAAACGUGUCUCUCAAAAAUUACUUUGAAAACGGCGGUGCAAACUUACGUGAUGAGACCAGGCCAAGGCCUCCUACACCCGCUAUGAUACCUCCACGGGCAAUGAGGACACAUGGCAAUAUUGACAUCGAGCAGCCAUUUACUUUUACAGUCCCCGAAUUGGAUUUCCCCAAACCCGUUUAUAGCAAAAACGCCUGCUGGGCAACGCCAGUGAAAUCAGGAGUUACAAAAUCCAAGCGACAGAACGUUGAUGACAAUCUCUCCAUUGUCAGCCUUGAGAGUUUUGAUGAAUGCUGAUUGAGCAUCGGGCCUCGUUAUCCUGUGUGCCUAUCAAUGCAGGGCACAACUCCGUACUUCGACCCAGGAGUGAGGAUUCUUUAUAUUUCUAUAGGGAACGUUUAUUUUUUGAAAAAUA